AGAUUCAUUUGUCAACAGUCAAGAGUGGACACUAAGCAGAGCUGUUCCUGAUCUCCGUCUCGGAAUUGUUGGCAAUUUGACGAGUGGGAAGUCGGCUCUAGUGCACCGAUACCUGACGGGCUCUUACCUGCAGGACGAGUCCCCCGAAGGCGGCCGCUUCAAGAAGGAAGUCAUAGUUGACGGCAACAGUCAUCUGCUUCUGAUCCGAGAUGAAGGCGGACCACCAGAGAUGCAGUUCAGCUGUUGGGUCGAUGCCGUCAUAUUUGUGUUUAGUCUUGAAAACGAAAACUCAUUUAACGCUAUAUAUAAUUACUACACAAAGAUGUUUCACUAUAGAAACUCAUCAGACAUUCCUAUAUUCCUGGUCGGCACUCAAGACGCCAUCAGUGAAAGUAAUCCGCGUCUCAUCGAUGAGAGCAGAGCCCGAAAACUGGCCAAUGAUUUGAAGAGGUGUUCCUACUAUGAGACGUGCGCUACAUAUGGUCUGAAUGUGGAGAAAGUGUUUCACGACGCCUGUCAACGGAUUGUUCAGAACAGGACUAAUGACAGCUCACUCAUGACAGCUAACUCUCGGCCCAACACUCCCAGCACUUUAGGCUUCUAUAGACAAUUCAAUUCCAUUGUCACACCUUCUCAGACAUCUAAUGGAGUGAAUAGUAACCCAUCGGUUAAACCUCUCAUCACAUCUCCUAAUCAUACGAUUCCCUCCAAUCAACAAAUCACUCAAAUCACAAAUUUGAAUAAUAGUCAAAGCAAACCAUUACCUGUUAAACCAAAUAUCAAUAAUAACAACAAUAAUGUAUUCACGCAAAAGCCUGUCCAAGACUUCGGUCCCCUCCCACCCAAACGAGUCGAGUCGAAAGUCCCGGAUUCGGCUAAAGUUCCGCUCAAAUCAUUAGCUGAUCAGUCCGUACAGCCCAUGCCUACUGUCAAUAAGGAGACCAAAGAUCUGUCGACUCCCAGCUCUACGCCCACCACCGCUAGGAAGACGAGGCGGCGCUCAAACCUCUUCCCACCCCUCAGUAACAAAAAUAAACAUUUGGAUGACAAGUACAAAACCGGGGAAGUGGGCAGCGGUCGAGCCAUUCCGCUAAAACAGGGCUAUCUCUACAAGAAAAGUGUAAAAACUCUAAACAAAGACUGGAAGAAAAAAUACGUGACGCUUACCACUGAUGGGCGACUCACAUAUCACCCGACGCUUCACGACUACAUGGAUGAAGUUCAUGGAAAGGACAUCCCUUUAAAGCACACGACUGUCAAAAUUCCGGGUCAAAAGCCUAGAGGUUCGCGUCCUAUUCAUACCAUCCCCUCUCCCCACCAGCACAACAAUGACAUCACUCCUUCACUCAAUUCAUUGUCUUUAGGUGUUUGUGACGCCGACCAGCGAUUGGUGCCCAUCACUAACCCCAAGUCAGACACUCCCAGCUUUAAGAAGCGCAACCGUCGGACCAAAAGCAGUGGCAAUAAGAAUAACGACUCGAUUGACGACUCAGACGGCUAUGAGUUUGUGAUCGUGUCGCUGGAGAACAAGCACUGGCACUUCGAUGCUAACAGUGCCGAGGAGAGGGACUCUUGGGUCACUGCCAUCGAGCAGCAGAUACUGUCGAGUCUGCAGAGUAUGGAAAGUGAGAAAUCCAAGUAUAAGAACAGCACUUCCGUCGACGAGUCGGCCAUUCAGUCCAUGCGAACGGUUCCCGGAAAUAAAUACUGCGUUGACUGCGAUUCCCUGAACCCCGACUGGGCGUCACUCAAUUUGGGAGCUCUCAUAUGUAUUGAAUGCUCCGGAAUUCACCGCAAUCUCGGCACUCAUAUAUCCAAAGUACGAUCACUUGCUUUGGAUGAUUGGCCUGCGGGACAUAUCGCUGUAAUGAUGGCUUUGGGCAACACUGCCGUCAACUCUCUCUGGGAGUAUGACUUAAGAAGUAGAGCCAAACCGACCCCUAAUUCGAGUCGUGAAGAGAAGGAGCGAUGGAUUCGAUCGAAGUAUGAAUUGAAGGACUUCUUGGCUCCCAUUACAGACAUCACUCGCAUUGAACAACAACUCAUUGAAGCCAUUCUCAAGUCCGACACCAAACAGUUGUCCUUAAUUUUGGCGCAUUUUUCGCCUAAAGACCAAAAUAUCUCUUUUUAUACCCGCGAAGUGAAAACACCGUUACAUUUAGCCUCCAGUCGGGGCUCUCUGUCCGUCGUUCAGCUCCUGCUUUGGCACAACGCAAACGUUACGGCUAUUGAUUCGGACGGAAAGACAGCUCUGUUUUACGCCAAGACUUCGGGUCAUAAAGAAGUGGUGGAUCUACUCAUACAUAACGGUUGCUCUGAAAUGAAUGCUAACAGUAGUAGUAUUGUACCCAAACGGAGGGGCAGUUUGACAUCAUUGACCGCAAAGUCGACCACUUGUGAGGUGUUCGACAAACUGCCCGCUUCUAUCAUAUGAAUGCCUGCUAUCCCUGUCCGUAGAUUCUGUGGUUGAGGUUAUUGUUUGGCACUCCCGCCGUAUUAUUAGCUCUUUUCGCACACUUUUCACAUUCUACAC
Oppiella nova is the source of this 2533-nucleotide messenger RNA. NCBI's taxonomy places the organism in Eukaryota, Metazoa, Arthropoda, Arachnida, Sarcoptiformes, Oppiidae. The record is from the annotation of a GenBank genome assembly.